Messenger RNA from Aspergillus alliaceus, 1251 nucleotides. RefSeq lists its product as uncharacterized. The transcript has 2 exons. The record is from RefSeq and is a predicted model, not a curated record. Lineage: Eukaryota; Fungi; Ascomycota; Eurotiomycetes; Eurotiales; Aspergillaceae. The coding region runs from base 93 to 947 and encodes 284 amino acids.
AACCAAACAAUAGAUUAGUUGAUAUCAUUUCUCGAUUAUUUACCACUUGAUCCAAGCGCAUCGCCAUCCACCCUCCACAAACAGAUAUCAACAUGCGAUCCAGAUCCGUGAAACCAUCAGUAUACCCCGCAAUACCUUUCCAUGCCAUCCGCGCUGUAGGCUCAAUCUCCACCCUGGUCGUGGGUAUCAUCCUAGCCGUCUUCAUCUAUAACCUCCAUAAAGACGGCUUCAAGCUACCCUGGGCUUUCCUAGUCCUCCUUAUCACCGCUAUCCUCUCCCUCCUCAACUACAUCCUAACCACAGUCACCCACUGCCUCCAUGGUCUCUCACCCCAACUAUCUCUCGUAUCAAAUACGAUCUGCCUCCUCCUCUGGCUCAUCUCCCUCGGCCUCCUGAGCUGGAGCAUGUCUCAAACGAUCCUGACCACCUGCAAUGCCACCUACUGGGCAACACCCACCGGUAUCAUGGUCUGCCGGAUCUACAAGGCCCUGUUUGCCUUCACAGUUCUCGGCACUAUCUCGUACAUCGCCGCGAUCGCUCUGGAUGUUAUUGUUCGCAGACGCCAGACUCGUCUGGGCGAGUACGACCCCAUGGCUAGUAACCCGGGCUUGAACGAUUACAAGAUGCACGAUCGCAAUAGUAGUGUGCUGUCCGGAGCCAUUGGUCCUUAUGGUGGAGCUGACGAGCAACAUCCCGCCUUUCGCUCGAAUCAUCAGACGGAUUAUGCCUACAGCGAUAAUCCGGCCCCGGAUAAUUAUUCCGCUCAGACGAUGCCCCCGCCUGUAUAUGGUGCUAGUUCCACGCUUGAACAGCAACAUGGUGGUGAGGUGCAGGGUUUUUAUCAGCCGACGCCUACUCGGCCGCGGGUUCAGUUCAGUGCUUACGGGCAUGAUGGGUAUGCCCAGCCGUCGGAGCAGACUCAUUAUGAUCCUGCGGCGUAUAGAUAAACAUCGCGAGGUGUACGCUUCCGAUACAGAUCUAACGGGGCAAUCACUGGGAGCUGUACAGUACUGGGGGCUGGCUGUCUGUUUAAAACUGGCCUAGUAAUAUGUCGAUUAUACUGGACUCAAUCUGAUGUGAGACGAUCUUGCAUUGAAGGGUAUAUACUUAUUUUUUGCCAGGGCGUAAUAGGUGCAUAAUUUUCAUCAAAGAUAUUGUUUUCUUGUCCGCCUUAGAUAUUGUGAUUAUGAAUCAUGUCGAAUUUGAUUUUUCAGGAUCCUUUCACCAAAUAUUGUAUCUUGGAGAGAAGUA